UCUAUGUUCUAUAGUUUGGGGUAUUUAUAAUCGUUUUCUCUUAUAGCUGACCAAUUGAUUUUCAGUCAUGCUCUUCGGUCCCAUAUUUUUGUAUGUAAAUUAUGUAAAUUAUGUCAAACAGUUGAAAUCACACCAAUAAUAGGCAGGCAACUCGUAUCUAUUUGAUUUUCCUUAAGCAGACAAUAUGACCGAGAGAGGAUACACUAGUUGAAAACAGACAAUAUGUCAUGUGAUCUUGAGUAGUACGAGUGUUGCAAAAGUUCGUGAAACAAUUUAGGAAAAUCCGAGGCUUUAAGUUUGCAUGCGGAUAGAGGUGGUUUUGUAUGCUUAUUUGAAGACCAAAUAUAACUAAUAUGUAUGUUUAUUGUGACUCCCACUGCAAGUAAUUUAAGAUAAAGACCGGUAAUAUAUAUAAGCAAAGAGUUCCUUUUUUCCCUUGGUGUAUGGUUGAACUUCCUUUUCGUUCGCUGUAGUUUGUUUAAUGUUUUGACUCCGUCUUUGUGCUUUCAAUUUGAACAAUGAUACGAAAUAUCGCUAGGCGUGGUUUACUAAAACAUCAUAUUUUAUUUACAGGAUAAGUCUUUCAUAUAUCUAGCCGGCCUAUUACAGGUAAAAUGUGUGCAAUCAAAGCAUUCCAUCUAACCAUAGAUGUUGAAGAACUAUAGCUGUUUACUUUCCCCAGGCACUAAAUUCUACAUGUUGUUCUCUCUUUCAGUUUUAUUUUAUUAUUAUUUUUAUUUUCAUGUUAUUUCUUUUUCAAGUAUUGCAUUGAAAGGGUUUACCUUUCCUACUUAACACUCUCCAAUUAUAAUGCGGAACGAGAAGAUUCAUUUCAUUCCUACUUAUAGAUGUCGAAGUUGAAUACUCGUCGUCGGAGUGUGACCAAUGCGCCUCCCACAUUAUCAGCAUCUACUGCUCCAGCCGUGAGUGCUCCAUUGAUUGGGGAGCCUACACCCAAUGUUGAGGCUACUUCUACAGCGUCUCAAGUGCCCGUCUAAUUGACGUCAUCAGUGUCCGUUGAGUCGCUCAGUGCACGGCGGCCUCACUGACGCUACCACGACCCAAAGCCUUCUGGUCAGACUUCCUCGGCAUCCAGAGUUGAGGCUAAAAAAAAACACCAGGGGGCCUAGUCGAAUGCUGAAGGAGUUACAGGGCGUACGUCAGAACAACUCCAAGACCAAGAUUGUGUAUGACCCACAACAUUGUGGAGCGGGUACCUCACAACAGCAUAGCGGCGUUGCUAGUAGCUGUGGUGUUGUUAUUCGAGAUAAUUGUCCUUUUCAGCGGGAGUCUUGGGCAAAAAUUCCUGAGGAGACGAAGAUAUUGGUGCGAGACAAGUUGUCGUGAGUUUAUGAUCUUGAGGACAUAUCCCCUGAGGUCAUGGUCUACUUAGAGGAGACCUUAGCAACCCGGUACAAACAAUGGAAGAACAAUUUUCACAAGCAUUUUAAGCGAUGGGAUGAUCCAAAGAUUGCUCGCCUAUAUGUUCCAGACGAGUUGAAGGACCGACCAGAGGAUUGGGAGUGGCUCUACAAACAUUUUACGGACCCAAAAUUUGUGAAUUCUAUUACUGGCCAGAAAGCUCGGGAGUCAAAGACACUUCUCCACCAUUUUGGUUCGCAACCCUUUUUGUAUAGGCUUGAGGCACGACGUGAGGGUUCUAAGUUCCCAGAGAUCGACAUGUUCAAGGACGUUUACGUUCGACCUGGUAAUGAGACCACUAAGCAGCUUCAUGUUACUAUGGAGGAAAAGAGCACUGAUGUUCUCCAUGAAGCAGCAUCGCAGCUUCCCCCAGAGACCCUGAUUGAGGACGUCAUGGUACCUGAGGAUGCAGGUUUUCAGAUCAUGACUGAUGUCCUGAAUCAGAACUAUAGUCGUCGUCGUGGCAAGGUUGUUCGGGGUAUGGGGAAAGUGCGGAUUCAUGAGACAGGUGCUUCUUCUUCUAGAUCGAACACAGCAGAGGUCGAUGCAUUGAAGGCGGAAGUGAUGCAGCUGAGGACUGAGGGCGCGAAGAAGGUUCAACUGAAGGCCCAUGCCGAUGAGCUGAAUACCUGUGUCGGGAGGGUGCAAGAACUUGUACAAGCCAUACAAACGUCCGGCCUCCAAAUCUCGCUACCAGUACCUCAUCAUGCUCCACCUUUGACCUCAGAGCCAUCUUGCCAUGUCGAUACCGAGUAGCUUGAUAUAUUAAACCUAGUUCACUUGUAGUUUUUUCUUUUUUGUUCGGACAUCUUGUAUGUACAUUUUCAGAUAUUUUAUAAUUAAAUACUUUUGCUUGGUUAA
Messenger RNA from Malus domestica (apple), 2283 nucleotides. The record is from RefSeq and is a predicted model, not a curated record. NCBI's taxonomy places the organism in Eukaryota, Viridiplantae, Streptophyta, Magnoliopsida, Rosales, Rosaceae.